CUUUACCUACCUGCCCACUUAUCAUGUUGUACACAAGCAAGUGCGCGUUCACGUGUGCGUAUUUAAGAGAACGUAAACGCAUCCGUACAGUGUAGCUCCGCCCACUAGCGAAGCCGUGACGUCACCAGGCAGCGAUGGGAACUCGAGCGAGCGCUGAGAAAAUGAGUACCAUUCCCCUGUCACGCUCAGAGGUGUUCGGGGAACUGAGAAAGGAGCUGCAUGAUGAUCAAGAGUUCCGACACUCCGACGCUCAUAUAUUUAUCAUCAUGGGGGCUUCGGGAGAUCUGGCCAAGAAGAAAAUCUACCCAACUCUGUGGUGGCUGUUUAGAGACGGCCUCCUCCCAGAGAAGACCUUUUUUAUUGGCUUUGCUCGCUCUGACCUGACUGUUGAUGCUAUUCGAACUUCCUGCAUGCCAUAUCUCAAGGUGGCAGACAAUGAAGCAGAUCGGUUGUCAGUCUUCUUCAGCAGGAACUCGUACAUAAGUGGAAAAUAUGCAGAUGAAGACUCCUUCUCCAACCUCAAUAAACACAUUCUGACUCUGCCUGGAGGAUCUGAGGCAAAUCGUCUCUUCUACCUGGCCCUGCCACCCACGGUCUACCACAGUGUUACCAAGAACAUAAAGCACCGGUGCAUGAGUGAAAAAGGCUGGACCAGAGUGAUUGUAGAGAAGCCAUUUGGGCGAGACCUUCAGAGCUCUGAGGAGCUGUCUGCUCACCUCUCUUCCCUCUUCACUGAAGACCAGAUCUAUCGUAUUGAUCACUACCUUGGCAAAGAAAUGGUGCAGAACCUUAUGGUGCUCAGGUUUGGAAACCGCAUCUUUGGACCAAUCUGGAACAGGGACAGUGUGGCGUGUGUGGUCCUCACAUUUAAAGAACCAUUUGGCACUCAGGGAAGAGGAGGAUACUUUGAUGACUUCGGAAUCAUCCGAGAUGUCAUGCAGAACCACCUGCUCCAGUUGCUGUGUCUGGUUGCCAUGGAGAAACCAGCCUCCACCAGCUCUGAUGAUGUCAGGGACGAAAAGGUCAAAGUGUUGAAAUGCAUCAAUCCAGUGUUAAUGUCAGAUGUGGUGCUGGGUCAGUAUGUGGGAGACCCAGAGGGCGAAGGCGAUGCCAAAUUGGGUUAUCUUGAUGACGCUACGGUUCCUAAAGGAUCCACUCAGUCUACAUUUGCUACAGCUGUGCUCUAUGUGCACAAUGAGCGCUGGGAUGGCGUUCCUUUUGUCCUUCGCUGUGGAAAAGCUCUAAAUGAGAGGAAGGCUGAGGUGCGGCUGCAAUUCACAGAUGUCCCGGGGGACAUUUUUGGAAAUCAGUGUCACCGUAAUGAGCUGGUGGUUCGUGUACAACCCAAUGAAGCCGUCUAUGCUAAGAUGAUGAGCAAGAAACCUGGUGUGUACUUCUGCCCUGAGGAAACUGAGCUGGACCUCACCUACAAGAGCAGAUAUAAGGAUGUGAAGCUUCCAGACGCUUAUGAACGUCUCAUUUUGGAUGUUUUCUGUGGGAGUCAGAUGCACUUUGUACGCAGUGACGAACUAAAAGAGGCCUGGAGGAUCUUCACACCUCUCCUUCACCAAAUAGACAGAGAGAAGCCAAAACCUAUUCCUUACAAAUAUGGAAGUCGAGGCCCAGCAGAAGCAGAUGACCUUGUAAAGAGAGUUGGAUUCCGCUAUGAAGGCACUUACAAAUGGGUGAACCCCAACAAACUUUGAGUGGUAGUGAGCUGAGGGAGGAAUAUAGGUAGGUAGGUAGGUAGGUAGGUAGGUAGAAUGGUUUGUGGGGUGUAGCAGGGUGAGCCAUGUCCCAGCUUGAACUGUGUGGCUCCUGUGAUUUUCUCAGGUAAAGAGGUUAUUUCUGAGUUACUUUACUCGAUGUUCAAAAGACUGCUGAAUUUAACCAAGCCGACAUGAGUUGGUC
Messenger RNA from Dunckerocampus dactyliophorus (ringed pipefish), 1911 nucleotides. RefSeq names its product glucose-6-phosphate dehydrogenase (gene g6pd). The record is from RefSeq and is a predicted model, not a curated record. Gene Ontology annotation, cellular component: cytosol. Gene Ontology annotation, molecular function: glucose-6-phosphate dehydrogenase activity; NADP binding. The transcript has 13 exons. Lineage: Eukaryota; Metazoa; Chordata; Actinopteri; Syngnathiformes; Syngnathidae. Gene Ontology annotation, biological process: glucose metabolic process; pentose-phosphate shunt, oxidative branch. Bases 135 to 1706 code for a protein of 523 amino acids.